CGUUCCACUGAAACUCCACCAAUUCAAGAACUGAACUUCCAAUCAAGAAUCGCAAUGGUGCUGCGUGUCACCAUCUCCGACGCUCCCCAUCUGAAAGAAGCCAUCCAAGCAGUCCCGAUGCCGGAAUCCAAGAACAUCGUGGUGAUCUGGUGCCCGGAAUACUUCGCCGUCCUGUCGGCCCUUCAGCACCCCCCUCGCCCCGCCGGGGAAAACCCCACCACCCUCCUCAAGCUCCUCCCUCAGAGCUUCCUCACCUACGAAUGCACCGACCACCUCUUCAAUGCCAUCGUCAGAAUCGACGAUCUUGAACACGUCUUCUCCUCCGCCAGGAAUCUGGACGCCGUCGUCUUCUCGCAGUCUCGCGAGGUCUGCAAUGGACUCAACGAUUUGGGGUUCUUGCUCGCCCAAUUCCAGAGGCCUCUCGUGCAAGACAGUGUGGGAGGAGAUCAGCCCAGUAGCGACGUAGUCAGCAGCGGCAGGAUGGCAAUGCAAAUCUAUGGAAAGUUCACAGAGGGCGAAGUGAAGCUUGCAGGCGCAUGUCAUGAUCCAUCUCAGAAUCCCCUGCCUCCCGUCGCCACCUUCCUCCCCCCUGCUUUCGGCCGCGUCAUGUCUGCUCUGAAAGCCAAAGGAAUGCCGGCGGUUGCGAUAGCGGUGCACAAGAAGGAGGCGUUCUUCUCGGCGGCGGAGGGAGAAGUGCGGUUUGAACUGUCGCUGACGGCGGAGAACGGGCUGAAAUGGACAAGGGGGGACGUGGGGAGAAGCCCGGUCCGGUUCGAGUUUCCGAUGGCGAACCUGGACGUGGAACCCGGCUCGAAGCUGUCGGCGGAGGUUUCACUGUACAAGCGGUCGGAGAAAGUGAGGCUGAUCUGGUUCAAGCUCGACACAGACGUCACUUCUCUCAGUGGUGACAUCAUCCACUACUUCCACUGAAUUUGAAUUGAUUCCUCUCUACAUACAUACAUU
Molecule: messenger RNA, 963 nt
Organism: Cuscuta campestris
Lineage: Eukaryota; Viridiplantae; Streptophyta; Magnoliopsida; Solanales; Convolvulaceae
Source: the annotation of a GenBank genome assembly